Cyprinodon variegatus (sheepshead minnow) is the source of this 4292-nucleotide messenger RNA. RefSeq names its product receptor-type tyrosine-protein phosphatase H-like. Gene Ontology annotation, molecular function: protein binding. The record is from RefSeq and is a predicted model, not a curated record. Lineage: Eukaryota; Metazoa; Chordata; Actinopteri; Cyprinodontiformes; Cyprinodontidae. The transcript has 11 exons. The coding region runs from base 154 to 2451 and encodes 765 amino acids.
CAGCGAGGUGAAACAUUUAAGCCCAGGUUUGGUAGAGAGACAAUCUGUCGAAGUUUAGCUUCUCUUAAUUUCACUGCUUUGUUUAAGUUAAUGCUCUUAAGGGCCUUUUUAGUAGGGACAAUUUGACAGCCUUUCCACAAACGGGACCCCACCAUGGGAUGCCUAUCAGUCACGCAUAAGCUGUGUAUCUCAAUUUGUUUGGGUUUUUUGGUGUACACGGCUGCAGAAAGACAGUACUUCACCAUUUCCCACAACACCACCUGGGAGCAGGCCAGGAACCACUGCCAGGUCUGCUAUAAGGAGAUGGUGACUCUGACUCCAGAAAACACCCACAUCGUCUCCAAAAUGGCCAACUCCGACCACUGGAUUGGCCUUCGCAAGUAUAUAAACUACAAAGGAACCAGUAACAACGAUACGCCCUGGACAGGGUGGGCCAACGGGGAUCCACUUUUCUUCCAGAACUGGUACCCUGGCUGGCCGGUGUUUAAAUCCCCUCUGCCAAAGAUUGACUGCUGCAGCUGCUCUUGCACCUGCCCGGUUCCCAACAGUACAACCACCAGCCCACCAGCUAGAUUUUCCAUCUCCACAGGUUCAAACACAGAAUCAAUGGUAACAAGCAACACUGAAGUGAACAGCGAUGCUGGCACCAGUGCAAGCAACACUGAAGUGACCAGCGAUGAGGGCACCAGUGCAAGCAACACUGAAGUGAACAGCGAUGCGGGCACCAGUGACCCUAGAAACACCACGAGCUCGCACUCACUCUGGUCGUCCACGCCGCAGCCGCCUGUCAUUUCAACAUGCGAAAGAGCUCCUAUGUUGCCGCCCAUCAUUCCAGAGAAUAAUAAAAACUACAUUGAAAACUCCUGUGUGGUCAUACUCAGGUUUGGGCCUUGGGUUGAAAAGGAAUGCUGGGAAAAGCUACCUUCCAUUUGUUAUGAAGACCGCUUCAUGGGGAGUGUCACCAUAUCCAAUAUCACAGCCUCCUCUGCAGCUCUGAUGUGGGAAAAGGGGCCUGGUGACAUCAGCGGCUAUCGCUUAGUGGUGCUCUCUGCUAAAGGGGACACGAAUAUUACCAAAACCCUCAAGAAUUUGAGCUAUGACCUUGAGGGUCUCAUUGCAGGCACAGGCUAUGACAUCCAAGUGUUUCCUGUGAAGUGUGGCAGGGACCUCAACCCACAGAACGGCACUUUCUACACCAUCCCUGGGAAGGUGGAGAACCUCACUGUGACCAAUUAUACAGAAACAACUGUCACUCUGAUUUGGAAGAAGCCUGAAGGGAACUACGGCUUCUUCAAAGUUACAGCUCAUUCUAACUAUGUAGACACUGAGUCAAUCGUUAAGGACAACAUAACUGCAGAAAGUUUGGUGUUUGAUGGUCUGACACAGGGAAACAAUUACACUUUCUUUGUCACCACCGGGGUGGAAGACAGGACCAGGUGGAGCGAUAUCGCCACUAUAUCAGAAUGUACCAGUCCCAGCAAGGUGUCCAAGCUGGAAGCGUUUGAUAACAGUGACACACACCUCAAGCUCAAGUGGGAGCCGCCAGAGGGAAAUUACACAGGAUUCGAAGUGAAAGCCAUGGAUAGAAAUUUGUUGGACCUGCAGGCUAAUGUGACUUAUCCGAAGGAUCUCCUUGCCAAACCUUUUGAAGUUGAGGUGAAGGGCCUGCCAAAUGGAAAACAGAUUAACUUCAAUGUGACGGCCAUCAGCAUUUGUAAAUUGAACGGAGCCACUGUACAUUUUACAACAUACACUGCUCCAGGACCCGUCUCAAAUCUGACCUUAGCAGCAGGUCCUGAAUGGGUUUCAGCCAAUUGGAGCUUUGAUUCUAAACAUGGAGAGGUUUCAAACUUCACAGCCGUGCUUUCACACAGUGGACACCUAGACCAAGAAAAAAACAUAACAGCAUAUAAUGUGACAUUUAAAGAUCUGAAAACUGCUACCAGAUAUACCGUGGACGUCUAUGCCGUCACUAACAAUCUGCGAAGUCCAAACACGACAAAUUUCAUUUUUACCUCCCCAUCUCCUCCUACUGACGCCAAGGUCCUCAACAGUACAAAAGACUCCCUCAAGUUUACAUGGACUGCCCCAAAAAACUCAUCAGCACGUGAAUAUAUCUGCAACAUCAAGUCGGAUUUCUGGAACACAGAUAAUAAUAAAACAGUCAAUGAAACCCACUGCAAGUUUACGGGCUUGAAGUCAGGAAGCACCUACAACUUUCAGGUGUUCACCCUGAGCGACAACACGACCAGUCAACCGGCGAAGUGCAGCGGGACGACGGUUGAGGAUCCAGUGGAAAUCGAUCUGUCAAUGCUCUGUUCCUCAGAAGCAACUCUGUAUUGUGACAAAGGCGAAACCAGGGAUAAAGUAUUUGAUGAUAUGAAAAAAUAUUUUGAGAAAGAGCUGGGACAACACGUUUACUAUAAACUCCAGAAGGGCAGCUCAACUUAAAGAUGUUAUGGAAGUUUUAAAGUUUGAUUUUUGAAACUCUAUUUGAGGAUUAGACAUGGUAAGAAACAUUAAAUGAUAACAUGAACCUUUAGUUAUGGAGUACUGAGGAACUUGUUAAGAAAAAGCUGAACAGUUUAUAAUUUUCUGUUAGUUUGCAAAUAGUUUUUAUACAUAUUCCAAACAAGCCAAGGUCUUUUUUAAAGCGUAGAGCAUUCUGUUUAAAUAGCUUUGAUCCGAUCUUUAGCCUUUUUCUGAGGAAUUUUCCUUCAGUUUGUACAGCGCCCAUUCACAACAUAUAUAAUCUCUUACUACCGUGCACCUUAAAUCCAAUUCCCAUUCAGAUGAUCCAUCCAGACAUGUAGAACGGUUCAAGCUGACCUGCAUAAAGCUCUGGUCUGUACAAUGUCUUAAAAACAAUAAAAAUCCAAACACACUCCACAUGUAUAUUAGUUUUAUUUUACUUUCAUGAUAUUUUUUUCUAUCAUUUACAGAGGAGUUUUAUGUACACAUUGAAAAGAAAUUUGUUAUUAAAAAAUAAUGUGAGUCUAUUAAACUUAAAACCCACUGCAACAACAUGGUAGUGUUAGCAGUGCUGCUGAUGGAAUUCAAAGUGGUUAGAUUAUCUAACGACUGAUUUAGGACAGUGAACAAACUGUAUCAUGUUAAUGCCUUUGUUAUAUUUAAAGCAGGCAGAUGUGGGGCCUCUGCAAUAGCUUUCUCUAUGCCUUAAAUCCAUCUCCAAAUCAGGAAAGCAAUUCAUCUAUUUACGUUAUAUUUUUUUACUAAUUUCAUAUCACAUAUCAUAGGUAAACCACAGAGAGGAGCAGCCUGUUUUAAACAGAAAUAGCAGCUGCUCCACCAAAGAAAAAUACCUAGAGAUGCUAUCUAGGGGUCCGUUUCAUGAAGCAGGUUUAACAAACUCUGAUUCAAAUCCACAUUUCUAAAUUGAUCUAGCCUAAAGUCGGGAACUCUGAGUUUUUGGUUUCACAACAGGUGCUAUGAAUUAAUUCAAUAAACUCUAAGUAGAGCCACUCAGAGUUAAGCGCGUGCGUAACAAGAGUGAAAAGCCAUUAUCGGUGGAGCAAUGAUCUGACGAGUCACCAUGGCAACGGGAAGUGCUUAUUUCACCCCACUGGAACCAGUGAUUUUAAUGAAAAAAUUUAAAAGAAAAUUGAGAAGAAAAAGAAACAACGCUACAGUGGCAAAGGAGACAAAGAUGGCGAAGGAGAAGAUUGUUGCCUGAGUUAAUGUGUACAUUUAUAGACAGAGGGCUAUGGCGAGACGUUUUUACAUUUAUUAAAAGCACUCUCCUCUAUGUUGUUACAUUUGCAAAAUUAGAUUCUUCCUGAUCAAAACCACAUUCCUAGAAUGAACUAUAAUAAUAUAUUUUCUAAAUAACAUUACAUAGUAAGUGUAACAGUAAGAACCAUUUGGUUGUAGGCAGUUGAAUCACAGAUAACUGAAUGAAUAUAUCUGAGCUUGCAUGUUUAAUAUGAUCCUUUCUGGUUCAUAAAAAAAUAAAAUGUAGCAAAUCUUAAAAAUCUCAGAUGUAACUUGACAAGCCGGCCAGAAUUAGUGAACAUCUACUGCUGCUUUCUAAAUUCUCAAUUUUCCUAAGUGCAUCUAUGCUAAAGAAUUACUGCUGGAUAGAUGGGAAAUACUGCUUUGUUGAAAUAUUGAUGCCCAAAUAGCUUUAUGCUGAAAACCUGGUAGAUCUAUCUAGUUUUGGAGUAUAAUGGCUAAAGUCUAAAGGAUGCUCAUCUUUGUUGGUUUGGAGUUUUGCAUUUUUAAAUAUUUUGUUCUUCACUGGGUGGCGCUAUUUUCUUUUUUUUUUUCAUUUG